CAACGCGGGAUGUUGACAGUGCCUUUAUUGACAAAGUCACAGAGAAAACACACAUACGCUACACACAAGAUGAUCGGGAUGAACGAGAAGACGACGAACGAUCAGAACGUCACGUCCCUUGAAGGGGUCGAGGACACAGCUUCACCCGAACCAACAGAAGAGAUCGAAGAAGAUUCAAGUAAGCCGGUGUCAAAGGGUUAUUUGUAAAUCAAAGUUCCAGCUGCGCAUUGUUAGAAAUAUUACAACCCUUCACGCGAAUGUGUACAGCUACUAAUUUCAUUCUAAGUUACCUCGCCGCACACUACCUAUCAUUACUCUGUGAACCAGACGAAUUUGGGUACCUGUCAAACAUGCCGUGUCAAUAAAUGUGUCUGUUGCUAGCGUAUCUAGGGGGAUUUACUAAAUAAAUAGCAUUUCUCAUGAUAAUAUCUCUCAAUAUAAACAUAAAUCACGGAGGUAGCAAUUAUCCGCAAGAAUGUAUUCAUUAAUUAAUUAAAUAAAACUCAAUUAGAAUCUUCCUCAACAACUGGCAUUUUCUGAGCGCAAAUUAACAUCAGCUGUUCUAGAUCUAUGCAAAUCUUGAUCACUUUCAGUUCGAAAAUCUACUCUACCUUGAGAUCUUAUCUGUCGUAUCUGUUCUGCCAAGCAUCUGUCCUCCCUGGGAAUCUGAUAUAGAAAAUAUUUCCUCGUAGAAAGUAUUUCUGUCAUGUCCAUCGUUUUCCCAGAGGUUUAGCGAAGACCAGGUGAUCUAUUACAACAUGUCACUACAGUGGCAUACCACAGUAAGGCUCCUCGAACUACGAACUCGCACCAUAUCAAUAAAAGUUUAGGAGCAGCAUGCAGGUUGUACGAUACGAGAACGAUGAGGUAGGCGAAGAGACGAAGGAAGAAGAUGGAGGAUUGCGAGACGGCAAAGCUCCUGCGAAAAGUAAAACAGAUGGAGAUAAACAGGGAGGAGAUACAAAAGCUGUUUCAAGCUACGAAGAAAAACAACAUCAGUUGCUGCUUGCGGAUUGUCAGCGACUUAAAAAGGAAAUGACUAAAGUCAGGAGCACCAUUCAGCGGCCACCUUUAAAACCAUUUACGCCGUAUCUUUUCAACAGUCUUGAGCCUUAUUAUAAUCAAUACAUCGUCGAUCACGUGGUUGGUGAACUGCAGGAGGAUCAAACCCAGGAGGAGGAACGCCCGAGAACGAACUAUGGACAGCGAGCCACUUCAUUAGGGAUUGUAGAACCGCAAGUUUCAUGGCGCAUGGACAAUGUUCCUGGACCGUUCAGAUCCUCACGACUCCAAACAAGCACAACUUCGCAGAAAAAAUGGUCCGGUGCAACACAGCACGAUGCGUCUUUGGGAAGUACAAGGUUACCUCCAUUCCCAAAACCCUCAUUUCCAAAGAUCAGUAUACCUGAAUACAGCGCCUCCAAAAUGGACUACUCAAAGGUCUUGAAAUUCAGGAUUGAAAUGGAUCAAAAGAUUGAAAAUUUAAACAAAAAGAAAGUGCGCAUGGACUACAAUAGAACGAUGAAGGAUUGGGAGCGAAUGAAUUUGAACGAAUUAAAGGAGCUCCCGCCAUAUUCGCGAUAUCACGUCAGCAAGGCAAUCAAGACGUAUUUCGGGACUUCAAAAGGCGCCACCCAGGCUGUGAACUCAUUGAGCAAACAUUUAGAAGUAGAGUAAAAGAGGUGUUGUUGUGUAUCCCCUGUUUGUACAUGCGGACUUGUAUAGAACUUUGAACUAUUUGCGUUUGUAUCGAACAUUAUUACCGAGGUGAAGUUCUUAGAGACUUCAAGGCGAGGUUUUUAGUAGCUUCAAGACUGUAUUCUCAGUGAUUUCGACGCUAGUCGUUCAAUUUUAUGCUUCUAAGAUACUGUUUUUGCAGAUUUCACAGUCAUAAAUCAUUCAGUGUUCUGGAAGUUUAACCCAGAGGCCAGUAGAUUUUAGUAUCAUCUGAAAUACUGUAGUUUUGCUUUGCAACGA
This is a messenger RNA of Dendronephthya gigantea, 1977 nucleotides long. RefSeq lists its product as uncharacterized. The transcript is spliced from 9 exons. NCBI's taxonomy places the organism in Eukaryota, Metazoa, Cnidaria, Anthozoa, Malacalcyonacea, Nephtheidae. The record is from RefSeq and is a predicted model, not a curated record. The coding region runs from base 838 to 1677 and encodes 279 amino acids.